Molecule: messenger RNA, 1506 nt
Organism: Ochotona curzoniae (black-lipped pika)
Lineage: Eukaryota; Metazoa; Chordata; Mammalia; Lagomorpha; Ochotonidae
Gene: GPR148
Product: G protein-coupled receptor 148
Source: RefSeq, a predicted model, not a curated record
AUGAAUACUUUGUUGUACACCAUCCACACAGUAGGCAACACUUUCCUGGACCUCGGAGACCUUGAGAUGACCACAUCUGUGCUGUCUGUGGCCAUACUGGCCCUAAAACUGCUGCUGACCACUGCUUGGAACCAGCAGCUGCAGAGUGAGCCUCAAUGCAUGCUACUGGCUAGCAUCCUGCUCUCAGACCUGGCUUACAUUGUCCUGCACAUGCACAGGUCCUCUAGUCCUGGUGGCUGGGAUCUGGGCCAGGCAGAUCAUAGCCUUCUCACUAAUGCUGUUUUUGCCACCUAUACCAGUGCCAUGCUGUCCUUCACAGCUACCGUGCUUCACACUUACCUGGAGUUCACCUCCCCUUUGCAUCUUCUCUCCUUCAUGUCCCAUGGGGCUGUCUGGAAGGCCAUAGUGUGCCUCUGCCUGGUGGCCUGUUGCUUCCCGGAGUUCCUCCGCCAGGACACCAGGUGGCAGGAGCAAAGGGCUUUGUACUGCCUACUGCUGAGCCUGGGUGCCCAACAUGGUGGGGAGGCCCUGGUGGCUGUCACCCGUGUCUGCAGUCUAUGUAUCAUCCUAUGCACAGCUCUCAUUGCCCACUGUUUCUGGAGGAUUUGCUUAGAGCCCAGGGUUUCAGGUCCCAGCAGGCAAGGCUUUUCCCAGGCCAAGGAGAGGCUAAUCAUCCACAUGGUACUGAUCACAUUGUACCUUAGUACAGGACUGAAGUUCUCCCUGAAUAUCAUGCUGACCAAGCGCCAGCACUUCGGGGCCAGGACCUUGCUGGCUGCCAACGGCAAGGUGCUCACAAUGCUUCCUCGUGCCUUGCUGCCCUAUCUGUAUAUGCUCUGCUACCACCAGAUGCUGGGAAUGCCCCAGGGCUGCUGCUCAUCCAGGUGGCCCAAGGUCAUCUCUGGGGGAAGUCGUGAGGCCGCAGUGCGGGCAGGAGGGGCCUGGGAUGAGAACCUGCGGCUCCGCGGAGAGGAGGAGACGCGGGGACCGAAGCGGGAAGCAACGCACACAAAGCGAGAAGGCCCGAGGGCCGGGCGGCGGCCGCCCUCCCAGCACAGCCCGCUCCGGGGUCCCGCGCGCGCCACCUCGCCCAGCCCCGGGGCCUGUGGCCGGCGUCCCACGGGUUGCGGGCCCGGUCCCGCCCCUGCCAUCGCCCGCUGCCGCUUAACCCUCGCCUGGCCGCCCCCGCGCGCCUCCGCCAAGCCCCCCGGGCGGCUGCGGGUGGGCGCGGGCGCGCCGCCUCCCUCCACCCCGCCGGGCGCGCGGCUCCGGGAGCUGACCGUGGUGCCGAGCGCGCGGCUCCGGGAGCUGACCGUGGUGCCGAGCGCGCGGCUCCGGGAGCUGACCGUGGUGCCGAGCGCGCGGCUCCAGCUCGGACGCCGCGCCCGGGUGCCCAGGGGACGGCCGCGCCCUGCCACAAUCCGGCCGCCAGCGGGCAAAAUGACAACACGGCAGCAGGUCUGGCAACCGCUUAGGGACACCGAGUCCAGUCAUCGCAAGCAGUGA